AUGUGUAAACACAUCCUCAACGCCCAAGUGGCCAUUCGGUCUGCUUGCUGCCGCAAAUGGUUCGACUGCGCUGAAUGCCACCAGGAGCAGGAGUCGCACCAACUCGCCAAGUCCGCUGAGAUGAUCUUUGCCUGCAAGAAGUGCAAGAAGUGUUUCAGAAAGGACGCCGCCGAAUUUGAGGAAAGCGACGAGUAUUGCCCACACUGCGAUAAUCACUUCGUUCUGGAGGCUGUGACGCCACAGGCAUCUCUACAGGUGGAGGGUGACGACGCGCGCAUGGAUAACCGGAUGCUCAAGGAUGAUCGUGUCCGUGGCGAUCAUGAUAGAUCUCUUUUCAAGUUCCGCGAUGUGUCUGAUCGAAUGGGUUAA
Messenger RNA from Penicillium argentinense, 369 nucleotides. Its product is annotated as CHY zinc finger protein. Lineage: Eukaryota; Fungi; Ascomycota; Eurotiomycetes; Eurotiales; Aspergillaceae. The record is from RefSeq and is a predicted model, not a curated record. Gene Ontology annotation, cellular component: mitochondrial intermembrane space. Gene Ontology annotation, biological process: protein import into mitochondrial intermembrane space. The transcript is spliced from 6 exons. Gene Ontology annotation, molecular function: zinc ion binding. The coding region runs from base 1 to 369 and encodes 122 amino acids.